GGCUUUCUCCCUGCGUCCCUCCCUAGCUGCCUCUCCCUAGGCUCCUCCCCUGGUGUCGCUGUCCCCCUCCCGGCCAGUGCGCGCUGGGAGCCCCAGGCCAGAGCAUGGAGAGGGGCGCAGGCCUGCCGCAGCACAUCAUGGCCCAGGUGCGCGUCCAAGCCCCGGGGGCCGCGGCCAGCCUGGAGGAUCCGUGCCGGGAAGGCUCGCGGAGGCAGCAGGCGGCUGCCGCUGGGGACAGGCUGGCCGGAGGGCGGCUGCUGGACAGCCGCAGCUUGGAUGGGAUCAGCCAGGCGUACGGGGCCAGCCGAGCGCAGGAAGGGCGCCGCGCCACCAUCUCCAGCGCCCUGGAGCUGGAAGGGACGGUCAGCCACGACGGGGACCUCACCCACUUCGUGGCCAACAACCUGCAGCUGAAAAUCAAGCUGAGCUCCCGGGGCAGCCUGGAGGAGCCGGAGCCCCCGGGCCAGCCCUUCCCAGGGCUGGGGCGGAGCAAAGCGGCCGACAUCCCCCCCAUUGACCCCGCGGUGCUGACGGAGCUGGAGCGCCUGACCCAAGAGGUGGCCCACAAAGUGGACCAGAUGAUGAGGAGCUUGAGCGGCAGCAUCCAGAACAUGACGGCCCUGAGCGUGGGCUACAUCCAGACCUACCGGGACGCCGUGGACAGCCUGGGCGAGUCCGUAGACAUGAGCAUCAAAGGGAUGUACACGCUGAUGGCCCGCUGCGAGGAGCUGGACCGCUCCAUGCAGCCGGUCCACGCCCUGGCCAAACAGAUCCGGGAGAUCAAAAGGACCCUGGAGAUAUUCGAGUCGCUGUGCAAGUAGCGCCGGUGGAAAACAUUUCUCAGCUGCUUUGUUAAGGGUGGUGGUGGGGGG
Molecule: messenger RNA, 872 nt
Organism: Trachemys scripta elegans
Lineage: Eukaryota; Metazoa; Chordata; Testudines; Emydidae
Gene: BORCS6
Product: BLOC-1 related complex subunit 6
Exons: 1
Coding region: 105-821 (238 amino acids)
Biological process (GO): lysosome localization
Cellular component (GO): BORC complex
Source: RefSeq, a predicted model, not a curated record